Molecule: messenger RNA, 624 nt
Organism: Miscanthus lutarioriparius
Lineage: Eukaryota; Viridiplantae; Streptophyta; Magnoliopsida; Poales; Poaceae
Source: the annotation of a GenBank genome assembly
AUGGAGGACUACGUGUUCAAGAUCGUGGUGAUCGGCGACUCGGCGGUGGGGAAGACGCAGCUGCUGGGGCGCUUCACCCCCGACGAGUUCUUCCUCGACUCCAAGUCCACCAUCGGCAUCGAGUUCCAGACGCGCACCGUUGACAUCGCCCGCCACCGCGUCAAGGCCCAGAUCUGGGACACCGCCGGCCAGGAGCGCUACCGGGCGGUCACCAGUGCCUACUACCGCGGCGCGCUCAGCGCCAUGCUCGUCUACGACGUCACCAGCCGCCGCACCUUUGACCACGCCGCGCGCUGGGUCGACGAGCCAACCUGGCCGGCGCCGCCGGCCGCCGCCCGCCAUGCGGUGGCUGCAGACGAGGCGGCCGCCUUCGCUGAGGAGCAGGGACUCUUCUUCUCCGAGGCGUCCGCGCUCAGCGGGGACAACAUCGAGCGCGCCUUCCUCACUCUACUCCAGGAGAUCCACGCCAACAUGUCCAGGAAGAAGCUUGAGGCGGCACCAGACGAGGUCACUGGCGUCGCCGCCGUGCUCGCUCUCAAGGGCACCAAGCUGUCGCUCGCUGAUGAGAUAUCCAUCAUGGAGACGAGCGCCUUGCGUAGAGCAAGCAGCUGCUCCUGCACGUGA